AUGGAUCGAAGGUAUCAGAAGGUUGGUCUGGGGGUGGGCGCGUUUCACAACCCCCCGAGAGCCAAAUAUAGCGACGACACCCGAAAUCUAAUUAAACUGUUAAUGGAGGAAUCUAAGUUAACAAUGUUGCAAAGGAAAACGAUCCAGGAGGCUGUAGACAAGGGUGAGUCGUUACCGCCGUCUGUCGAUCGAAGAAAGACCAAGGACACCGACAAUAAAACGAUCGAACAUUAUUGUGUUAAAACACCGAGUACUUGGAAGAGACGUUCGCAGGACACGAUUAUCAGCAGCGGCGCUUACGAGAGGGAGCAAUACAGGAGAACAGCGCCAUUACCCAACAAAGAUAAACAAAAGCGUCACUUGGCAUGCAUGAUGGCUUUUGGCAAAGAUAUGCCGGAGACUCCUCAUGGUCCCAAGAUCCUUCAUCGAGCUAAACGAGAACCACGGGUACCCGAGAACGUGAAUCCCCUAGAUGAGGUGAUAGAAUCGAUUCAAGAGAGAAUGGAGUUCUUGAACGACAUGGAAAGUCUUGGGAUGGGGAAGAAAUAUCGACCGAUAAUACAGCAGGAGAUAGCGCAGAAAAUACGACUGAUUGAGUCGAUGGAGAAGCAAAUGCCCGACGAAGCGCGAGAAAAGAUCUUGGGAUUCAAGUAUGAAAAACCACCGCCAAAACCAUUCCCUAUGGGAGACUUGGAUGAAAAUUAAUCUGCACGACUCACCGUCGUGAUUUCAUUGUGUAUGCUUGUUCAGUUUAAUAAUCUGCGGGUAAAUUUCAACGAGAAAACGUAAAACGUAUUCAAAUAUUACUCGGCAAGAAAAAUUAAUUUAU
Messenger RNA from Odontomachus brunneus, 829 nucleotides. RefSeq names its product UPF0193 protein EVG1 homolog. Lineage: Eukaryota; Metazoa; Arthropoda; Insecta; Hymenoptera; Formicidae. The transcript has 5 exons. The record is from RefSeq and is a predicted model, not a curated record. Bases 1 to 705 code for a protein of 234 amino acids.